Messenger RNA from Helobdella robusta, 198 nucleotides. RefSeq lists its product as hypothetical. Gene Ontology annotation, biological process: transcription initiation at RNA polymerase II promoter; transcription by RNA polymerase II. The transcript is spliced from 2 exons. The annotation marks the transcript as partial. Gene Ontology annotation, cellular component: transcription factor TFIIA complex. The record is from RefSeq and is a predicted model, not a curated record. NCBI's taxonomy places the organism in Eukaryota, Metazoa, Annelida, Clitellata, Rhynchobdellida, Glossiphoniidae.
GAGCCACUGAAUUCGGAUGAUGAUCAGAGCAUAAUUGACACAAACGAACCCUUUGACGUUGACAACGUCAUCGUCUGCCAAUACGAGAAAAUACACAGAGUAAAGAACAGAUGGAAGCUGAUAUUGAAAUCAGGGAUAAUGAACAUAGACGGGAAAGACAAACUUUUCAACAGGGCGGCCGGCGAUGCUGAGUGGUAA